AUACCCGUAACCUCCUCUUCUCCUCAACGUUUUAUCCCAGUGGGACGAUUGGUGCCGGUGAAUCGUGUGACGGUGCUGUGGCUACUCCUGUACUUGAUGGUGGUCCGUGAAGCUGACUGUAAAAAGCUAUUCCGGAGAUUUGUUUCCUUCUUUUGAGAUUUCUUCGUCGUCCGGAGCACUGGAUCAUGGCAUCGUACAGGAGCUAUAGUGAUACAGGAGCAUAUCGGAGCAAAACCGGCAUUGGUAUUUCUAACACGUUCGGUAGGAAUACUUCCGGCGGAAACAUGCCAAGCUGCAGAAGCGGCUAUUCCGGAGUAGCAUCAAAUUCCAGUCGAAUUGCUACCAAGGAGCGAGCGUACGGUGGUUUUGGGAGCGCUUUUCUCAAGAAAGAUAAACUUGAGGAGAAAAAUACAUUCAAAUAUUCAUAUACCAAAGACGCUGAGAAAAAUCGAUUGCAUUCCGGAAGAUCGUCGUCUGAAGACGUGAGCGUGAAAAGCCCGUCUAGUAGUAGGUCCUCUCUCUUUGAAAAAUACUCGUUUUCAACUGGCAAAACAUCGGAAAGGCCAUCUUCCGUGUUGGACAGAUAUAACCGACCGGCUUCGCGAGGAAAGAGCAGAGAGCCCGAAGGAAUAUCACGAUACGGAUCCGGUACAUAUCCUGGAUCGAGUUUUACACGAAGCUAUAGCAGCGACAGUAGAAUCGAAAAGAAGGAUCACCCGCCAGUCUCUUACAGAGGAUUACGUUCCAAUUCCGGAAAAACGUCACGCGAGCCCAGUCCGGAAGUCGGUGUCGGAAAAGCAAGCUCCUUCAGGAUCUAUUCGAGAGCGUCAUCUUAUAAUCGCUCAGCAGCAUCGCCCAGUACAUCCGAAUCAAGCUCGACUACAAUCUCGACGAGAUUUGGCUCGACAGCUGGUUCACGAUUUCUCUCACCUCGAAGCAAUGAAAGAGUACCUACAACUAUAAAUUAUUCUGCGACGGACAGAUUCCGAAACGCGAGUACCAAGUCUACUAAUCAGAAAGACGAAGAGGAAUCAAGGCUUGCAACUAUCUCUGACAAAGACGGUAAUCACAAAGCGUAUAAUACUUCAAGUCGAAUGGAAGAGGAGGAAAGCAACAAUAGGCUUUCUGACAGCGAAUUUGUGACGCUAACGAUGAUGACCAGAAGUACUUCACCGACACCUCCAGCUUCUUCAUCCUAUGUCAGAAACAAACGGGCGGAAAUCGACAUUGUUCAUCAAAAAGAAGUGACUCGAUCUCGAAAACUGCCGGAUACCAUGGAUGGAGAGACGCAGUGCGAUCGAAUGGAAGAAACAUCGAGAUUCGCGAGGUAUGGAGGCAACAAUAGAAUAUCUGGUGCACCCUGGUCAACGUAUCUAGAUAAAUACUCGUCAUCAGGUACAUCGGUUGGCAGUCCAGCCAUGUAUUCGUCUAGAGGAUUCAAUAAUGCAAACUCUUCCAGUAGUAGAUUCAAUAGCUUCGCGUAUACGAGAACAAACGAAGCUCCGGUGACCACAAGAAAUGAGUCCGCCACCAAAGAGUCAUCGAGUUCUAGUCAGGAAGCUCAUAAUUCUAGCAAUAGAAAUCAAAACGAGAAAGUUCCCAGUGAUUUAAAAUGCACAACUAGCAGUGAAAAUUUAACGUCCAAAGAUUCAAACGUACAAAAUAUUCAUGGCACGAAUAAGGAAAUGAACGAAAGUAGAAUACGAGGUAACGAACAGUGUUCUUGCGGAGGACGGAAAACUGAAGCGAGCGGAAAUUCUUCAGGAUUCGCAGAUAACUCCAGAAUUUUCAACCAGAAUGUUGCAUUUCACCGCAAAGAUGAUUCAAUGGAGGAUUCCCAGGAAAGCAACGGCGGUCGCGAAGAUUGGAGUAGCAGGCAAAGUUCUGUGUCGAGGUGCGAUGAAUAUAACCAAAGAAAGCAGUCUAUUCCGCGGGUUGGACGCGGUUCGCCAAAGAACGAAGUGAAAAUUUCCAAAUGUUCUUCAAAGACUGAAAUAAUAUCAUCGAAACGAGAAGCAUACUGUGAAAGGAGAGGAUCUACUCCUAAAUCUGAUACCAGUUCCUCUUCUAAGACCGAGGAGUCUCUUCGAAUUGUGGAAGGACAUUGUCAAAGUCAAAAUGAAGAAAUUGUUUCUUCAAAACAUAGUACUCCACAGAGAAAAGAUUCUACGUCGAGUAGUUCAUCACAAAGUCGCUCGACACCGCAAUCUCGGAAUGGAUCGAUGAGGAAUAUGUCGCGUCAAAUGACACGUACCGGUUCAUCGGAUGGAUCUGUAAAUAUGCCAAUUGGCAGAUCGAAGUCAUCGUCAACCAGUUCGGUGACGAGUCAGAGUGUAAAAAUAAAGACGACGACGCCGCCAUCGUCCGGCAAGUCAUCCGGCGGUUUGAUCCCGCCAUCAGUGAAUCUACGACAAGGCGGUUCGCCGGACGCGCGCGGCAAACCACCUGUGCCGAAAAACGAUGCUACGACCGCUGCCACGUCGAAGUGCAUCGUGGCAGCGAAGUACGUGAACAAAGAUUUCCGUAAGUCGACCUUGAACAUGGAGAACGGCGAUCCGUCGCGCUCCAAGUGUGCGAGAAGGAAGAAGAGCCAAAAAACUAUCUGUGCCAGCUCCAAGAAUUCCGAGAUGACCACGGAAUACAUUCCCCAGACUGUCUGUUCGGAACCUUCGAUGAAGUCUGGUCAAUCUAGAUUAAUAACUCUUUCGGGAAGAUCAAAGCUCGGAAGGAGCGGUUCAAGUGGCUCGAUGAAAUGGAAGGAAUCGAGAAACGAAUCAAAGUCACCUUGUGGAACGAAAAAGAGGCCGUCUGGGGUAUUUGUGUCUAGCAGCCAGUCGACCUCCACAAAUUCGUCCAGCAGCGAGGAUAAUGAUGAACAUGCAGACAGGUCGGAUUCGAAACGAAGAAGAAAACGAGCGUCAGAAUCACCUAAAUCGCUCGAAAUAAGAGGUAAGAUCAGUGCGGGAUCCUCGAGAACAAGCGUGUUGGCAUCAUCGGCUGAUGAGAUUUCUAUGAUGUCGGAGAAACCACCCAGGCCACCGUCUAGUCCAAGAUCGAAAAGUGAUCGUGCCGCGAAAACGGAAGAAGCCAAAUCGUUUCUGAUGAGAGCGCUAGCACCAGUGACGAAUUUUUUCAAGAACAGAAGUCAAGAAUCGGGUGAUGCAAGUAAAUCAGGUAGUUGGGUUGAUUCCAACGACGAGAAUUACGAAGCCCGUAACAAGUCGGAACAGUCGAUGUCGGCUUCAAAAUCAUUCAGCCAGAGUCUGUCAAAGGGCUCUAGUUUUACUAAUUUCGAGAAGAAUGACGAAAUAAAAAAAAAUAAUACGAGGAUUCAACAUCAAUCUUCUGGCGAAAAACCAUGGUGGCUGGAUUCAAAUUCUGAUAACGUUCCAGAGGGAGUUGAAAAGGCUAAUCGAUGGAACGAAGACGCCAGUCAGGACACAACCAUCAGUAUAGCUUUACCAGAUGAUGGGAAAUGUAAACUCAAAUUUUGGAGACAAGAAUCGGGAGAACGUGCUUGGUGGUUGGACGAUGUUUCAACGGAAGAAACAAAGAGAUCACCCUCAUCGGCAUCUCCCGUAUCGAGACGAGGUUCCAGUCGAGGCAGUUUUCGAUCAGCUGAUCGACGAAACCGCAUCAAGCGUCAGCAGUCCGGUGAACGAGCAUGGUGGAUGAGCGAUGAUCCCGAGAGCGUUCCGGAGGGCGUAGAGGUCAUCCCUGUGGCGUCUCCCGAUAGUCAAAGUGUCGAUAAACCUGAUGGCUUCGAUAACGAGAGCCUCUAUUCUUCAAAGCCGCUUAAAAAGAUUCGGCAUAUUGAAUCCGGGGAGAAGGCAUGGUGGAUGGACAGCUCCUCGAAUGUUCCUGACGGGGUUGUCAGGAUCCCCGUGGAAACUUCCAACAGCACUUCCGACUCCUCCGAGUCGUACGAGAAGAUCGAUAUCGGUGUUAACCCUGAACUUGAGACGCGCAUGAAGAGAAGUCUCUCUAGAUUUCCUAUCGAAUUUCCACCACCACCAUCCGAGGAGCCGUUGGGAGAUCGUGCGAGUCCAGAAGGGAUCGAAAAUCCACCUGACCCGCCGGACAAUUAUGGAGGACGGAACUCACCUUAUGACAAUGUGCCGACACCUCGAAGAUUAUCACCAAGGAAACGACCCUCCACCUUGCCAUUGUUCAUUGGUCAGCAUACUGACAUUGACGACAUGCUCGGUGAUACAGCUAUUCCAUGCCACAGUCCUGUUCUCUCCCGUGUUCGUAAACAGGAACGCGUCGAAGAGGAUAUUUCUGAAAACAGCUCAGAGUGCGAAGAAAUAGAUGCGGCUCAGGUGAUUAUUCAUGAUAGUACACCGAAAACACCGGUGAUUCAACGAAGAAACCGUGAUAAUAAGAGGAUUCAACCCGAUGGCUACAUUCCGCUCGACGACACGGCUCUCCAACUGUACAAGGGCGGAGAUUAUGGCGCUUAUCUGGACCUCGAAGCCUCCAUCAACGAACAGCAGGAGGAGUUCGAGGGCUUCUACGAAGGUGAGAGCCGGAAGAACGCGAUCAUUCUCAGGACUCAGCUGUCCGUGAGGGUCCACACUAUCAUAGAAAAAUUGCUGAACAGCGAGGGCCGCGAGCUGCGACGGGCUCUCUUCUCCCUCAAGCAGAUUUUUCAGGAGGACAAGGAUCUCGUGCACGAGUUCGUACAAAAUGACGGACUUGCCUGUCUUAUCAAAGUCAGCAGCGAAGCCGACCAGAAUUACCAAAAUUACAUUUUACGAGCACUCGGCCAAGUGAUGCUGUACGUUGACGGCAUGAACGGAGUGAUGGAACAUGGACAGACGGUAGAAUGGCUGUAUACGUUAAUUGCAAGUCGUUUUCGGCUGGUGGUGAAGACGGCGCUGAAACUGCUGCUCGUGUUUGUGGAAUACGUGGAAACAAACAGUCUGCUGUUGGUCAGAGCUGUCAGGGCGGUGGAUCAGGCCAGAGGCGUGGUACCGUGGAUUAACGUGAUGAAACUCCUGAAGGAUUAUGAUGCCGCCGAUACGGAGUUGCUUAUAUACGCGACGACAUUGAUCAACAAGUGCUUGAACGGCAUUCCUGAUCAGGACACUUAUUAUGAUCAAGUGGACUGCCUCGAGGAGCAAGGUAUGGAGGGCGUCAUCCAAAGGUACAUGUCGAAGCAGGGAACAGACCUCGAUUUGCUCAGGCAAUUUCAGAUCUAUGAGGCAGUGCUGCAUCACGAAGACGGCGAUAGGGGUUCGCCGAUACGCCAAUUAGAUGACAAUAUAAGAAAGACUUUACGAAACCGAAAAUCUUUAGUGGAUUCUCACGAACGACGAAAAUCUCGGAGACAUUCGACAGGUAAUUCGCCUUUGUCGAUGUCCUUGAAUGCACGUCUAAGUCCACGACUUAAUCAUUCUCUGGGUGUGAGCUCACUGAACAACACCUUGAACUCCAACUUACCAGAUGAUGACGACGAAUCAAGUAGCUCUCAAAGUUCCCACGGUCAUCUGGGUGAAGUUCAACUCAACGGCAGUUAUAAAGAGAAUAAAGUGGAUGUUGGUGUUACACCAGCACUAAGACGGCGAAGGGAACGUGCAGAAAGACAGAGGAGCUUUAUUAGGGAGCAGCAAGAGGCUACUGCAAACAUGAGAGCUUCGCUUGGCCACACCGAUGAUCAGGAAAGUCAGUUCGCAUCGAACAGUCUACGAUACACGAACGGCACCUCUUAUGAGAGAAACGCUGAUUCUCCCUCGAACAAGUUGUCUAGAACGAACAGCAGGAAGGACUUGACGCCCUUGAUGAAUGCGGCGAACAAGCUCGACUCGGAGGAGAAGAAACCGUGGUACGGCAAAAGUCCCAACGAAGGUGUCGAGUACGACGAGAGUAAUCACACUGACGAAGAUGGGGAUCGUCGAGUGGUUCUACAGCUUAAGAGGGAAGGUACCGUCAAGGAUCUCACGCAGAAGUUGGCGGCACAGAAUCUUAUACCUAGCAGUCCUGUGGAGGAGAAAGUUUCCAGAAUAGGAGAUAUGAGCGGGCUGAUUUCGAAGGCGAAGGAGGGCCUGGCAAAGUCCAAAUCAAAGGCGGACGUGCUGAAGUCGCCGACCGGAGACAAUCUGCCCAAGCUGCAGGAGACGAAGAAGUCCGAGAACGAGCUGCACUGGGAGGAACUGGUGAAGAAGCUGAAGAGACCGCUCGCGCUCUGCGACCUCGACUUCACCGAUCUGAAUUCCGACGAUGAGAUCGACGUGCUAGGAUCCGCUAAUGUGACGAACGGAGUGCCACCCCCGCCACCGCCGAUGGCACCCCCGGCUGGAGAUAUUCUGGCACCUCCGCCACCGCCGUUGAACGCGAGACUACCACCGCCGCUUCCUCAGGGUCCGCCACUGCCCUUCGGCGUCAACCUGAAGAUAUCGAGACCGCCGGCCAACGAGGCGCCGAAAAGUCUACCGUCGUUGCUCGCGAAGAAAAGCAAAAAGACUGUGAAAUUGUUCUGGAAGGAGGUACGAGACGAUCCCAAUAUCCUCGCGCGCCUCGACAAACAUAAGAUGAUCUGGGACGAGCUGUCACCCGUAGCCGUCGACACGCAGAAACUCGAGCACCUUUUCGAGAGUCGCGCCAAGGAUCUCAUCACCAAGAAGCAACAAGAAAUGAACAAGAACAAGGAGAUUAUCGUGCUGAAUCACAAAAGGUCCAACGCCAUCAAUAUUGGUAUGACAAAGCUGCCACCACCGAGAUCCAUUAAAACUGCGAUCCUAAAAAUGGACGCUACAAUCAUGAAUAGAGAGGGUAUCGAGAAACUUUUGACGAUGCUGCCAACUAAGGAAGAAAAGUCCAGGAUACAAGAAGCGCAGGCCGCCAAUCCUGAUCUUCCUUUAGGAUCGGCUGAGCAAUUUCUUCUGACUUUGACCUCCAUCUCGGAAUUGCCAGCAAGACUGAAGCUCUGGGCGUUCAAAUUGGAUUUCGAAAAUUCUGAGAAAGAAAUCGCGGAUCCUUUGAUGGAUCUCAAGCAAGGUAUGGAGACCCUGCGUGUGAAUAAAACGUUCCGUGGGAUUCUGAGCACGCUUCUUUCGAUCGGGAUAUUUCUCAACGGAAAUGAGGUGAAGGGCUUUCAACUAGAAUACCUCGUCAAAGUACCUGAAGUGAAGGAUACAGUUCACAAGCAUUCGCUGCUUCAUCAUCUCUGCCACAUGGUGAUGGAGAAGUUCCCGGAUUCUACGGACCUUUAUUCCGAGAUCGGCGCGGUAACGAGAGCCUCGAAAAUCGAUUUCGACGAGCUGGCGGCGAACAUCGCGAAACUCGAGAGCGAGUGUAAAGCGUCUUGGGACCAUCUCAAGCUCAUUGCGAAGCACGAUGGUUCCACAAUGAUGAAGGUCAAGAUGUCUGAUUUUCUUGCCGAUUGCGCCGAGAGGAUAAUCGUCUUAAACAUCGUACACAGACGCAUCAUAAAUCGUUUCCGGAAAUUCAUCUUAUGGCUCGGUAUACCAUUGCACAGAAUACAAGACACGAAACCGAACGAGUUUUGCAGGAUUGUAUCCGAAUUUGCUUUGGAGUAUAGAACCACCAGGGAGCGAGUGAUACAGCAGCUCGAGAAGAAAGCCAAUCAUCGGGAACGCAAUAAGACCAGAGGAAAGAUGAUAACGGAGGUCGGCAAGUUUCGCACAAAAGAGGAUCGGGCGGACGCGGAACUCAGACAACUACUUGGCAGUGACAUUUCAGAUGUUGAGAGUAUUCACGGUACUUUACCAUGGCGAAGACAAAGGAAAGACGGACGUAUAAUUCCACUGGGUCCGGUGCUCAGAGAUGAAAGCAGUAACGGUAAUUUGGCUGAUGGUGUUGACGAGCUGUUGGAGUCUCUGGUAAAAACCGCGACGAAAACACCAGCCACGAGAACCACGCCACGCGAGCGCAAGAGGACCAGACACGCCGAUCUGAAGCGAUCGCGCACCCGAGAGAACAACACUACGCCGGAGGGGUAUCAACCCUGAUGGGCCAGGUUUCGUGAUCUCUGCGAUUAAGUGCGUAGAACGCUAAAGAACGGUCUCUCAGAGGAGGAGAAAAAGCACAUCGCCGCCUACAUCAAGGGCUACUGACUGUGAUAAUACUCGAAGAUCACGACAUGCUCUCACGAAAAACGUGGGACGAAGGGAGACGUCGACAUCGCGAAGGGGCAGAAGCUCGGUGAAAACAUCGCGAUCCCCGUCGAGAUCUCGGCUAUAGGAUCCUGUCCGCCGUUUUAUUAUCAGGAUGCUCCAAAGUCGAAUGACACGACUCCGUGACAUGUCGUCGAGUUUGAUACUCGCGUUAAGCCCCUCGCGUGCACUUCGUGCAUAUGCACCUCUGUCAUUCGAUUUAUCAAGAAAUAAUAAGUAAAGGAAUAAUGAAAAAAAAAUGUGUCUCGUCUGAAUGAAUUAGGCAAAUAUUAAUCGGUGAUUUAGGCUUAAGAAUGAUUAAGUGAAUGGGUUCCUCUUCGCGUCGUUCGCGUGCAAAGGAAGAUAUCUCUUAUGUACUAGAGACUCUAUAAGAAUUUCUCUACCUUUUGUAGAUUUCCUAGUUAUGUCUCUCUGUCUUGUAGGGAAAUUUCUGUGUUUCACGAAACAAACUUUCUUUACUUCUAAAAUUUCUGAAAACUUUCACGACGUGGUUUCGUAGGAUUUUCUCUAUGUUGUCUUAUUUUCUUGUUGAAAGUUAUACGCGCGUUGCUUACAUAUGUAUUUUAGAUAUUAUACGCGAUCGGAGGUGAUAGAAAUGAAUAAAUAAGAAAAUGAGAUGCUGAGUUGUUGAGUAAUCAAUCGAUCAGCUGAUAAUCGGCACAUUUGAAUUCGGUUACGGCCUAGUCAUCUCGUAGAGAAAUAAAUUGAAAGAAAUUUGAGUAGGAAUUGCACUCAUUGUGGAACAAUUAUAGAAACAAUUGAGAAUGAAAAAGAGUUAUUUUAUUAUUUUGCGUGUAUAAGAAGUAUCGUGUUGCCUACAUAAUAGAGCAUAUAUAAUAAAAAGCAUUUUUAAUAAAAGAAUGCUUAUAAAUAAUGAUAUAUGCUGCAUAUGUGCGAUUUAAGCUGACAAAGUGUUGCAUCUGAUUAUG
Molecule: messenger RNA, 9067 nt
Organism: Camponotus floridanus (Florida carpenter ant)
Lineage: Eukaryota; Metazoa; Arthropoda; Insecta; Hymenoptera; Formicidae
Gene: Fhos
Product: FH1/FH2 domain-containing protein 3
Exons: 28
Coding region: 186-7973 (2595 amino acids)
Biological process (GO): actin filament network formation; cortical actin cytoskeleton organization
Cellular component (GO): cytoskeleton; cytoplasm
Molecular function (GO): actin filament binding
Source: RefSeq, a predicted model, not a curated record